Anguilla rostrata (American eel) is the source of this 1143-nucleotide messenger RNA. Its product is annotated as probable E3 ubiquitin-protein ligase DTX3. Lineage: Eukaryota; Metazoa; Chordata; Actinopteri; Anguilliformes; Anguillidae. The transcript has 3 exons. Gene Ontology annotation, molecular function: ubiquitin protein ligase activity. The record is from RefSeq and is a predicted model, not a curated record. The coding region runs from base 180 to 839 and encodes 219 amino acids. Gene Ontology annotation, cellular component: nucleoplasm. Gene Ontology annotation, biological process: protein ubiquitination; Notch signaling pathway.
UCAGCGUUUCGCCCCACCCAGGAUUUGAGUCAUUGUACACUUUCAGUUUGUAAUACAGGAAGCUUCGGGAAAUCACAGCUGUGGGUGAAUGACAACGCUAUAUUUUCUUGUGAUGGCGCUGGAGUAUUACAGGCAUUGAUGUCACAUUUUACAGUAAACACGCCAGAGAGAAUUGCUUCAUGAUGUCCGCGGAAAAUGCGUCUCGUCCCGGCGGGCCAAGAAGUCCUGACCUGGGAGGAGGACACUGUAUAAUCUGCAUGGACGACAUCCAGGAGAAGCGGACUCUGGAAAAAUGCAUGCACUCGUUCUGCGCGAGCUGUAUUAGCGAAGUUUUCAAACUAAAGCCAGCGUGCCCGAUAUGUAAUACAUUCUACGGCGCUUAUUUUGGAACGCAACCGCACAACGGCUCGAUGAAAGUUACCCGAAGCUGGGAGCAUUUACCCGGGUUCGAGUCAUGUGGGACCAUAGUAAUUGACUACCACUUUCCAGCUGGUAUACAGGAGGCCGGCCAUCCGAACCCGGGCCAAUUGUACGCCGGCACGUCUCGUCGGGCCUUCCUGCCGGCGAGCGAGGAAGGGGAGCGCGUCCUGCGGCUGCUGCGGCGGGCCUUCACACAGCGCCUCCUCUUCACCGUCGGCACCUCGGCCACCACCGGCCGCUCCAACGUCAUCACCUGGAACGACAUCCACCACAAGACCAACAUGCACGGGGGACCACAGUGCUUUGGGUACCCAGAUCCGGGGUAUUUGUUGAGGGUCCAGGAGGAGCUGAGGCUGAAGGGUGUAACGGAGGAUGACCUCAGCGAGCCUGUGGACGGUACUUACCCUCGAGAGUCCUGAGGAAGCGUGGGCCCCAAUGUUAACCUGCCCGUGGGCUGCAGUUACAGACCGCUGUAAUGGCCUUGGCUGGGGCAGACUGCACUGCACACACCUCGUGUGCUGCGACUUUAAGGGUCGGUUCUGAAGGCGUUCGCUUGAGGAGGAGCCCACCGGUCCCCUUCCUCUCUCAACAAAGGCCAAUCUCUUUAUCACCCAGGUAGAAGACACGGCACAGUGCAGAACUCUAAAAGUUUCCUUAUGUUCCCUCUGACCCAAGCUGUGCAAAUGGUGUGGGAUGAUGACACAAUAAAUUGUGCUGACCUGA